AUGAAAAAGUUGCCGAUCAUUGCGAGCCGUCUUCUCACGAUGAUGAACGGUCGCGCCGUCCGUUCCGUACUGAUACGAAGUAAUCGAGGAGAAAACGGAUCUGUUGAACAUGUCCCUCGAUCAGUACAGUUUGACGAGAGUUCGGAAGAGUAUCGCUGCCUGUGCAACUGCUUCCACGUGAAGAUCGGUGCUUACCUCAUCGGCGCUGUUCACGUCUUUAUGAUCCUGUUUUUCCUGAUUCACUCUCUUCUUGUGUACUUCCAGCAUGAUGGCAGAUUACAAGACGCUCGAGGAGUUAAAGAAAACUACGUUUUUGCGUCGUUCCUUGCCGAGAUGAUUGGCUUGGGGCUUGGAGCACUCGUCGUUUUUCUCCUAUUCAUUGGUCUUUCACGAAAUCAGGCAUUGCUACUUAUUCCGCAUAUCGUCAUGCAGGUUAUUGCGAUAAUAUGCUUCGCCUUGGUGUUGGUCAGUGGAUUGGUAGCGAUAACGACCGAUUCAGCCGUUUUCUACAGGCUGAUCAACGCGGCUCCAUUCAUGGAACAUCCGGUCCACAACACAGUCGCUUUGGAUGCAGGCACCAUGGUACGUAUCUAUUCAAUUCUGAUAGUCUAUGCGCUUUCCUUAUUACUCGAAGUGUGGUUCGUCAUUGUGAUCUACAACUGUAAUCGGUACUUGGACGAGCGAAGUACCUACAUGAAAUAUUGUCUUGCCUUCAGCACUCCAAUGAAAACAUUGUCGACUAGGUGA
Molecule: messenger RNA, 747 nt
Organism: Ostertagia ostertagi
Lineage: Eukaryota; Metazoa; Nematoda; Chromadorea; Rhabditida; Trichostrongylidae
Source: the annotation of a GenBank genome assembly